UCAGACACACUUUGCGGAUACAGAACAUCAUCAUCCUCGUCAUCUGCCGGAUCUUCUCCCUCCACUUUUAUGUCUGACGAAUUUGUUGACUUUUUAUUAUAUGGAAUUAGAAGCGUUUGCAAUCCACCGGACGGAAGUCCCAAAGUGGUGAUAAUAAUGUGAAGAUUUACCUUUAAACAAUUCUUUUGGAUCAACGAUGAAAAGUUUGUUUGUCCUCGUCUUGUUUUUCUUAAGGACUCUCCUGAUGGCUGAUGGCCGCCACCCCACCUGUAACUUCCUGCUGGAGGUGGAGGAAGACCACGCUGAGUGUUUGAAGAGACUGAAGGACGAAGAGCGAGAAAGACAACACAAAGAAGCGGGCUGCAAAGGAGUGUGGGACAACAUCACGUGCUGGGAGCGCACCGGCAUUGGACAGACCUCCACCAUCCCCUGUCCCCGCGUCCUCAAGACCAUCUUUGGAACUAACGGAAACAUCAGCAGGAACUGCACGGCAUCGGGAUGGUCCGAGGUCUUCCCUAAUAUCGCCAGGGCGUGUGGGUCAGACACCAGUCAAAACAAGCUGGUGUUCUACGUGCUGGUGCAGACAUUGUACACGCUGGGUCACAGCCUGUCACUCAUCGCUCUGACCACAGGAAGUGCUGUCCUAUGCCUCUUCAGGAAGCUCCACUGCACCAGGAACUACAUCCACCUCAACCUUUUCUUCUCCUUCAUCCUGAGGGCCGUGGCCGUGCUGGUCAAGGACAACAUCCUCUUCAGCCACACAUCCUCCUGUUCUAGUCAGCCGUCACUGGUGGCUUGUCGAGCCAGUCUGGUCUUCUUGCAGUACUUCAUCAUGGCCAACUUCUUCUGGCUGCUAGUGGAGGCCUUGUACCUUCACACGCUCCUGAUGGUCAUCUUUUCAGAGAACAGACACUUUGUCAUCUACAUGUUCAUUGGCUGGGGAAUUCCGACAGUGUUUGUCUUCACUUGGGUGAUGAUGAGGAUUUACCUGGAGGACACAGGAUGCUGGGAGAGGAACGACAACCCGAUACCAAACUGGGUCAUCAAUGGACCCAUUGGACUUUCUAUUUUGGUCAGCUUCAUUCUCUUCAUCAGCAUCAUUCGGAUCCUGGUACAGAAACUGCAAUGUCCCGAAGUGGGCGGCAACGACCACUCACAGUAUGGAAGGUUGGCCAAGUCCACGCUCCUGCUCAUCCCCCUUUUUGGGAUUCACUACGUGGUCUUUGUCUCGCUCACGGAAUCCAUAGCUCAGGACUACAAGAUCUUUUUUGACCUGGCCCUUGGAUCCUUCCAGGGUCUGGUGGUGGCCAUUCUCUACUGUUUCCUAAAUAGUGAGGUGCAAGGUGAGCUGAAGAGGAAGUGGCGUAGUGUGUGUCUCAACUGCCGUCUGAACCGGGCCCAGCGCCUCAGCAUCACUUUGGCCUCCAGGAACGGUUCUGAACCCAUGGUGCAGUUUCAACGCACGUCCAGAACUCAGUCCAUCCUGCAGUCGGAGACUACUGUGCUCUGACCAUCAAGAAGCUUGAUUAGGCCGGCUGGACCUUUAUGUCUAACUUAAAGAACUGCACGGCUCGGACCUGUACAGCUGCCCUAGUAAGGUUCUUAACGGUCUAACUGAAAGCCAACAUCAUCACUGAGGUCACUUUUAUGUGGUUAGUUAUGUAGUAUUUAUUUAGCAGUGACUGAAGAUUGUAUGAAUAAGAACAAGUCAUUCUACUUCAUAUGUACACGGAUGCAUGCAUGCAUCCCACAAUGCAUUGGACAAUGGCAACAGGUACUUGUUUUGUUGGCGGUUGGGUCUGACCAAUCACAUUCAGAGCAUAAGAAGAGGCCCUUUCUGGUCAGACCAUUUUUUUGCUUUUUACCUGUCCAAUCAAAUGUUGGAAAAAAAAUGUUUUUGAUGGGGCUGCACGGCGGUCGAGUGGUUAGCGCACAGACCUCACAGCUAGGAGACUAUCAAGCUUUUCUUUCUUACAACUAGACCUGUCACGCUAAUCAAUAAAUUAAUUAAUCGCACGAUAAAUAAUAAAGUCCAUAAUUUUGCCGGCGUUCAAUCCCACCCUCGGCCAUCUCUGUGUGGAGUUUGCAUGUUCUCCCCAUGCAGGUUUUCUCCGGGUACUCCGGUUUCCUCCCACAUUCCAAAAACAUGCUAGGUUAAUUGGCCACUCCAAAUUGUCCAUUAUGAAUGUGAGUGUGAAUGGUUGUUUGUCUAUAUGUGCCCGGUAGAAAAUUAAUGAAUGAUUUUGAUGGAUUUUGCAUCUUUAGAAGGAAUUCUAUCAUUGUUAUUGUUGAUUGUUAUUAUGUGAAGCUUUUCGUCUACAGUAUUUGGUCAAAAAAGUUCAUUCCAGUUCUUAAUUUAGUCACAACAUUGAAGAUUUUUUUGUACAGUUGUCGAUGGGGAAGAAAGAUAGUGUGCUUAGAACUGAAUCUUGUGGAACGCCAACAUUGACGUUGUUCCCUACAGGGUUUCAUUUUCAGGUGAUUAACAAAAGGAUGCUGGUUGGAAAACACAUCUUUCCAUCCUAGUUCAGCCUUAACAAGCUUGACAAGUGUGUUAUAAACUGUAAAUAUGUCUACUGUCAUGUAAAUGAAAAUAUGUCUAAUGUCAUGUAAAUGUAAAUAUGUCUAAUGUCAUGUAAAUGUAAAUAUGUCUAAUGCCAUGUAAAUGUACGUAAAUAUGUCUAAUGUCAUGUAAAUGUAAAUAUGUCUAAUGUCAUGUAAAUGUAAAUAUGUCUAAUGUCAUGUAAAUAUAAAUAUGUCUUCUGUCAUGUGUG
Doryrhamphus excisus (bluestripe pipefish) is the source of this 2774-nucleotide messenger RNA. It is a transcript of the gene vipr2, whose product is annotated as vasoactive intestinal peptide receptor 2. NCBI's taxonomy places the organism in Eukaryota, Metazoa, Chordata, Actinopteri, Syngnathiformes, Syngnathidae. Gene Ontology annotation, biological process: cell surface receptor signaling pathway; adenylate cyclase-modulating G protein-coupled receptor signaling pathway. The record is from RefSeq and is a predicted model, not a curated record. Gene Ontology annotation, cellular component: plasma membrane. Gene Ontology annotation, molecular function: G protein-coupled peptide receptor activity; peptide hormone binding; vasoactive intestinal polypeptide receptor activity.